Molecule: messenger RNA, 699 nt
Organism: Fonsecaea nubica
Lineage: Eukaryota; Fungi; Ascomycota; Eurotiomycetes; Chaetothyriales; Herpotrichiellaceae
Product: DNA-binding protein, 42 kDa
Exons: 1
Coding region: 1-699 (232 amino acids)
Source: RefSeq, a predicted model, not a curated record
AUGGACGUUUUCAACGCGAUGAGGUCGUUCUUAGCGGAUCGGAUUUUGUCCCCUUCACCCAAUCAAGUCAAAUCUGGAGGACCAGAUACACCAGAUGACAGUGGCUCGCCGACCUCUGCUACAGAAAACCCUGAUGAUCUGGUUGUGGCCGAAUUAACCAACGUUGCGGCUCUAGUGGAGUUGUCAGUGGCGUCUGGACCGCAGAUCGCGAGCGAGCGUCGUCGAUCCAAUGCCUAUUUUCGGCCAAAGUACAGACAAUUCCGAAGUGACAUCUGCAUGUCAAAGAGUACUUGGGAGGAAUAUCCUUGGUUGGCCUUUGACAUGUUCAAGUGGACCGAGACCUACAGAGUGAUGCAAGACACUGGACGGCUGCCCAAAGACCAAGACCAUGGUCCGCUUCCACAAUAUUGGACACUGUUUACGGCUAUGGUGCUCUACGUUGUCCUUCUCCAGACAAAACGCAUCAUCGACUGUAUUACAGAGGAUAUCCAGACCAGGCUCAAUGGAUUUCCAAAUCUGCCGUCUGUUCCUCUGCGAGCUCGGACAGUUGAGAUGCGUCAGCUGGGGGUGGCAAAACGCCAUAUCGUGAGGUGCUCGGAGGCAUUCAACAGAUUACUCGAGAAUAUGACGCGUGAGCUGUCAGUUGCGCUAGGGGAGAUAAACAAGGAGUCUGGUUCUGUUGAAGCUGGAGAAUAUUAA